Messenger RNA from Morchella sextelata, 498 nucleotides. RefSeq lists its product as uncharacterized. The transcript is spliced from 9 exons. The record is from RefSeq and is a predicted model, not a curated record. NCBI's taxonomy places the organism in Eukaryota, Fungi, Ascomycota, Pezizomycetes, Pezizales, Morchellaceae. The coding region runs from base 1 to 498 and encodes 165 amino acids.
AUGGAUUAUCAAAAAAUCAACCAAGCCACCUCUCCUCUUGGCCCUGGCAAGGGUGAUAGCGACCGAGCCCGAAUACGUACUAGUACCAGAUUGCGCACAUUUACAACUCCGGUGGUGACCAACUUAAUUUUACUCCUGUCUCACUUCACGAAACCGAGGCAAUGCAUUACCAGUCGUUUCUUCGCUGACUCAACGAGUAACAAAGAAAACGAUUGGACUUUCCAUAGAAAAGAGUUUAUUGGGGAAGAGGAUGACAGGAAAAUGUUGAAAAAUGCCAUUUUUUUCAAUGAGCCCCGGAAUCCGAUAGUAUUUUGCAGCGGUCUGGGAUAUAAUAAUCUACACGAAGAUGCAAUAGAACCGAGCUAUCAACUAUCAAACUCGUCCCCAAACAGCGGGUUGCGUGGGUUUCAAACACCCACAUAUAAAGCAGAGUCGCCUAGAGCAUUCGGCUUGUUCAGUGCUAGCGGGCUCGAGCUUAGAGAUUUCGCUUUUCGCUAG